Molecule: messenger RNA, 1419 nt
Organism: Iphiclides podalirius (scarce swallowtail)
Lineage: Eukaryota; Metazoa; Arthropoda; Insecta; Lepidoptera; Papilionidae
Source: the annotation of a GenBank genome assembly
AUGGCAUCACAAGUAGCAAAGUCUUUAUUAAAAGUUUCGUGUCCUAGUUCUACCGUCAAGUUUGAUACCGCUAGACGUGCUCUGAGUGUAAGUGCAGCAUUGCAGCAAAAGAAAACUCUCCCGGAUCGCACUGGCAAGAAUGUGGUCCUAGUUGAUGGGGUAAGGACACCUUUCCUGGUGUCCUUCACUGAUUAUGCUAAGAUGAUGCCGCAUGAAUUAGCAAGGCACUCUUUGCUUGGCCUGCUGCAAAAGACUGGAAUACCUAAAGAGGUUGUUGACUACAUUGUUUAUGGUACGGUCAUCCAAGAGGUUAAGACAUCAAACAUUGGCCGUGAGGCAGCCCUAGCCGCAGGGUUCAGUGACCGCACGCCAGCGCAUACAGUUACCAUGGCUUGUAUCUCAUCGAAUCAAGCUAUAACAACAGGUGUGGGCAUGAUCGCAGCCGGAGCGUACGAUGUGAUUGUCGCUGGUGGCGUGGAGUUCAUGUCCGACGUGCCCAUCAGGCACUCGCGCAAAAUGCGCGCCCUCCUGUUGCGUCUGAACCGCGCCAAGACACCAGCGCAGCGCCUCUCCCUACUCGCCUCCAUUCGGCCGGACUUCUUCGCACCCGAGCUGCCCGCCGUGGCGGAGUUCUCUUCGGGGGAGACUAUGGGCCACAGCGCCGACCGCUUGGCCGCCGCCUUCGGGGCCAGCCGCCAGGAGCAGGACGAUUACGCGCUUCGCUCGCACACGCUGGCGGCGAAGGCGCGGGACAGCGGCUACUUCACGGACCUCGUGCCGAUCAAGGUCGAGGGAAAAGACGCCCUGGUGGAGAAGGACAACGGCAUCAGGGUCUCCACUCCGGAGCAGCUGCAGAAGCUGAAGCCGGCGUUCAUCAAGCCGCACGGCUCCGUCACCGCGGCGAACGCGUCCUUCCUGACCGACGGCGCCUCGGCCUGCCUCAUAAUGUCCGAAGCCAAGGCUAAGGAGUUGGGCCUGAAACCGAAGGCUUACGUCCGUGACUUCACAUACGUGGCGCAGGACCCCGUGGACCAAUUGCUGCUGGGCCCCGCCUAUGGCAUACCCAAGAUCCUGAGCAAAGCUGGCCUCAAGAUGAGCGACAUCGACACCUGGGAGAUACACGAGGCGUUCGCUGGUCAAAUCCUAGCGAAUCUGAAGGCCCUGGACUCUGAUUGGUUUGCUCAAACCUACCUUGGGCUGCAAUCAAAGGUGGGCAACCCAGACUUGAAGAAGUGGAAUGCUUGGGGCGGUUCUCUUUCCAUCGGGCAUCCAUUCGCUGCUACAGGAGUGAGGCUAGCGAUGCACACCGCCCACCGGCUGGUGCGCGAGGACGGGCAGCUGGGGCUGAUCUCAGCAUGCGCGGCCGGCGGCCAGGGCGUGGCCAUGCUGCUCGAGAGGCACCCCGACGCUAAACCCGAA